AACUGAGUCUUCAAAAAUGAACAAAGCAAUUUUCCCAGCAUUUAAUUUUCUUUCUCUGGACUACGCUUUUGAGAAUGUCAUGAAACAAAAACUCGCCAUCGCUUGGAUGCUUAUUCCAUUUCCCAAUGAGAUUAUACAAGAUGAAGAUUAUUGCCAUAACAAAAUCUUUGUAAACGACACAUACAGAAGGCCAUGGAAAAGAUCUAUUCCAACCUGCAAGGUACAUGAAGAGGACGCAAUAAUAUAUACAUGCAAAACAUACACCUCAUUUGACUUUCUAGAAAGGAAAGAAGAGGCGUUGGCUAUAGUUCCCAGUUCAAACCCUUGCUCUCAGAUAGACCUAGAGGAUGUGUGCAAUGUCAGUGAAAGUUGUGCCACUGAAGCAUCAUGUCCUGAUGAAUGCUGGAAAACCAUCCCGUUCACCUCUACUGAAUAUUUGUUGCCAGAAGAAGCUAUGUUUGUACCCUGUCUUUCGCAAUUUAGGCAACAUCUUCCUAUCCUGUCUACUUUGCUUAACAGGCUCAAAACAAUUCCUGUGCGGGACCCUCUCCCAGACUGGAAAGAGACCCUUCCUACUAAGGAAUUGCAUUUCAGAAUGGACAGAGCCUUAGAGAAAGACUUGGAGACCGAUUUCUUGUUGGAAGAAUUUCACUGUCUUCAGAACAGAGAAGAGGAUUUAAGUCUACCGUCUACACUAGAAGUGGAUCAACAUGCAACAGAAUGGCGGUCAUCUGUGUCAGAUCUUAUUGCAGUUCUGCAGCUUGCCCCUGUAGAAAUGUUCGAGGCAUACACUGAAGGUUUGCUAGCAGAGAAAUCGGAAAAACAUGAAUUUAUUGAGCAGAAUUCAAUUAACAAAAACUUUGAUCUAACUAAAUGUGAAGAUAUUGUCAACAAAGGUAAAGUUUAUUGUUGUCAAUUAUGUUCAAAUAAUCUAUACUAUGGAAUUAAGAUAAGAAACUUGGGCACCUUUCAGCACAAAGGCAUGUAGAAAAAGGACACACCCCCUGCCAUGUCCCUAGUUACAUACAGUAGAUCAUAAGCCAUUCAAAAAUGUUUGUUUUAAACUACAAGUGCCUUUUUCAGCACUUUUCCUUUUGGGGUUCAUUC
This is a messenger RNA of Rana temporaria (common frog), 1107 nucleotides long. Its product is annotated as protein shortage in chiasmata 1 ortholog-like. Lineage: Eukaryota; Metazoa; Chordata; Amphibia; Anura; Ranidae. The record is from RefSeq and is a predicted model, not a curated record. The coding region runs from base 17 to 988 and encodes 323 amino acids. Gene Ontology annotation, cellular component: condensed nuclear chromosome. Gene Ontology annotation, molecular function: ATP hydrolysis activity; single-stranded DNA binding. The transcript has 8 exons. Gene Ontology annotation, biological process: resolution of meiotic recombination intermediates.